Eimeria mitis is the source of this 2685-nucleotide messenger RNA. RefSeq lists its product as uncharacterized. Gene Ontology annotation, biological process: regulation of transcription by RNA polymerase II. The record is from RefSeq and is a predicted model, not a curated record. NCBI's taxonomy places the organism in Eukaryota, Apicomplexa, Conoidasida, Eucoccidiorida, Eimeriidae. Gene Ontology annotation, cellular component: nucleus. Gene Ontology annotation, molecular function: transcription cis-regulatory region binding.
AUGGGCCUCCGUUGCCUCGGGGGCCUCAGGGAGGCGAGCAGCAGCAAGGAGACAGCAGAAGAAGACGAUGAAGAAGAAGGAGACAGUAAGGAGACAGCAAAAGGAGACAAAAGCAGCAAGGAGACACCUGAUGAGGAGGAUGAAGGAGACGAUGACGCAGCAGACACAAAAGACAGCAAAAGCAGCAGCAGCAGCAGCAGCAGCAGCAGCAGCAGCAGCAGCAGCAGCAGCAAGAGCAGCAGCAGCAAAGAGAAUGAAGACGGAGAUGAUGACGAUGAUGAUACGAAAAACAGCAGCAAAGACAAAGACACAAAAAAGGAGACAAACAGCAGCAAGACAGACAAAAAGGAGACAGCAGAUGAAGAAGAAGACAGCGAGGAGACAAAGGAGACAGGCAGCAGCAGCAAAGACAGCGAAAAGGAGACAAAAGAAAACGAAGACAGCGACAGCAGCAGCAAUGAGCAACCACCUAGUCAACCAGUGCGUUUCCUGAUGCGAAAGGGGACAGCUCACCCCGUGGGCGGGGUAUCGAGUUGGCUGUCUGCUGGUUUUGCUGCUGCUGCUGCGGAGACACCCCAAAGUGAAUUCGGAGACAGUGAAGGAGACACCCCACAGCAGCAAGAAGAAGCGAGAAAACAAGAAAAGGAGCAGCUAGCUAAGGAACGCCAGGCAGACAAGGAGAAGCAGCAGCAGGAGACACGGAAGCAGGCAGCAGAGUCGACCCACGAGAGCGUGGAGGAGUUGUCUUCAGAGUCCUCAUCUAAGGGAUUAGCAGCAGCAGCAGGAGAAGCAGCAGCAGCAGGAGCAGCAGCAGCGGGAGCAGCAGCAGCUGGAGCAGCAGCAGCAGCAGCAGGCGCAGCAGCAGCAGCAGCACAGAAGGCAAAGCAUCCAUCCCCAGCUCCAACAGAGAAAGAAGUGGAGGCAGAUAUGCUGCCUGCGCAGCUGCUGCAGCAGGUGCAGCAAACAGCAGCAAACAGAACAACAGACGAGCAGCAGAAGCUGGUGCAGGCGCUGCACCUCUCGCAUGCAGCAGCAGUUAAGCUGCAGCACAUGGGGCUGCCGGUGACCCCGGAGAAUCUCGUCAAGGCGGGGGUCUCUAUAAAGACACAAGGAAAGAUAGCAGAGGCAUUAGGCCUCAACCAGCAGCAGCAGCAGCAGCAGCAGCAACAGCAGCAGCAGCAGCAGCAGCAGCAGCAACAGGGACAGGGACAGGGACAGCAGCAGCAGUUACCGCAACAGGUACAGCAGCAAUUACCGCCACAGGUACAGCAACAGUUACAGCAGCAGCAGCAGCAAGCGCAGCAGCAGCAACAGCAACAGCAGCAGCAGCAGCAGCAGCAGCAGCAGCAGCCAGGGUUGCUGCGUGUAGGGUCUCUUGAGUUGCAGACGGGUCAGUGGCUGCGUGGGUCUGCGGGUGGUGCUGGUUUAUGGGGUUCAGCAGCAGCAGGAGGAGCAGCAGCAGCAGCAGGACUCUCCCCCGAAGCAGCAGCAGCAGCAGCAGCAGCAGCAGCAGCAGCAGCAGCAGCAGCAGGGGCUCAUAAAGGAGGAGAAACAGAGGACCCUCUGUAUCUGAGGCUAGUAGAGAACACCCCGCUGAUGGGAGAAGCAGAAAGACAAGAGGUGUGGGGUGAUAUAAAGACAGCGAGAGUAGCAGCAAAACAACUAAUAAAAAGGGGCCUAGAACCCACAAAAGAAAACCUAAAAAAAGCAGGAAUCAGUAUAGAGAAACAAAACCACAUAGCGUGGGUACUGGGUCUCCCUUUUAAUGAUAAAGACAGCAGCAGCAGCAGCAGCAGCAGCAGCAGCUUCUUGCGCUGGUGGGGGAAGCUUAGCCGCACAGAGAAAGCACUGUGGGGAGCAGCAGCUCUGCUGCUUCUUGCUGCUGUUGCUGCUGCUGUCUACUGUAUACACAACAAAAUCCUACGCAGCAUCAAACGCAUGCGGUGUAUAUACAGAGAAGCGUUUCUGGCUAAGCUGCACCGGGAGUGCAGGAAGAGAAGGAAAGAGAAGCAGCAGCAGAAGCAGCAGAUGUUGCUGCUGCAGCAGCAAAUACAGCAGCAACAGCUGCUGCUGCAGCAGCAACAAACGUCAAACCAAGAAGGGCAGCAGCGUCAAGGCAGUCUAGUUAAGGAGCUGAGGCUGAAGCUUAGCCCGCAGCAAACAGGAACAGCAGCAGCAGCAGCAGCAGCAGCAACUGAAGCAGCAGCAGAAGCAGCACAACGCCACCCAUCAACUGUCUCCUCUUCUGCUGCUGCUGCUGCAGCACCCUCAAGGAGACACCUCAGGGGGUUCACGCUGCGGGGGCAGCAGCUCAGCAGCCCCCUGCAGUCGCACGAGGAGACAGGCAUUGACGCUCGCAUGCGCUGCAGCAGCAGCAGCAGCAGACAUAACCGAGCAGCAGCAGCAGCAGCAGCAGCAACAGGAACAGGAGGAGGGGACACAGGCGUAGCUGUCUCCGUUGGUGCCGCUGCAGCAAACUCCAGCAGCUAUCUGCUGUCUCCUCGCCCCCACCCCACACAUGCAGAGACAGAGACAGCAGCAGCAGCAGCAGCAGCAGCACAACACAGACAGCGCAGCCACCAGCCAUUGCAUGCAGACCUGCCUAUACACCCCAACGAACCAAAGAGAAGCAGCAGAAACCAACACGAUGGAAGCAGCAGCUACAGGAAACACACACGCGCAUGA